AUGAAGAAGGCUGGGGAGCAACACCCUCCAGCACCGUUCGCGGAGGACGACACCGCUUCCCAAGGUGAUGAUGCGUUCGAAGGGCUCAGUCAAGAGUUCAUCAAGGGGUAUUGGGCGGCCUACGACGCACUGGAUAACAAAGAUCUUAACGAGGACGAAAAUGAGAAUGGAAACGAUGACUCUUCUGAAGACUCACAGUCCACUCCAGACGAGCACGAGCAAGAGUCUCACGGCCAGAUCCUAUAUCUGCGUAACAACGGAAAUGAGCCUCCAUCGCAAUUCCGGGUAAACUACCGUACCGUCAGUUACCCACCUGAACGUCCACAAGAUCCGCUUCAGCACAACGCAGUUCCUCGAUUGAACGACGUGAUCAAAAUCAUCGAAGGCAUCGUCGAUUGGCGCUUCCUUUUCACGGCGAACCCUUCGAAGAACGUUAUCUAA
Alternaria ventricosa is the source of this 441-nucleotide messenger RNA. RefSeq lists its product as uncharacterized. The coding region runs from base 1 to 441 and encodes 146 amino acids. The transcript has 2 exons. Lineage: Eukaryota; Fungi; Ascomycota; Dothideomycetes; Pleosporales; Pleosporaceae. The record is from RefSeq and is a predicted model, not a curated record.